CGUCUUCAUUCCACUAGAGUUUUGGGAACUUUUGGUUAUCAUGCACCAGAGUAAUGUCACUAAAACCCAUUUUACUUGUUUUAUUUGGCUGCUAUAACUAGAAGACUUAGUUAUUCACAUGGCUCCCAUAUUGUGGGAUAACACUUUCGUGAUACUCAUCAACACAAGCGCAAUAAAUUUUCCUGCACUCAGUUCAUAAGUUGACAUCUAACCUGCCCAAUCUCCGUAGCAGAUCAUAAUAUUCAGGUUAAUUUUGCUUUCAACUUCAAUGAAGAAUGUAUUUCUUGAGGAUAAAUACCUGGAAAUUGCUUUAGCAGAUAGUCUGAGAUCAGCCAUUCCAACUUGGUGUCUGAAACUCAAUUUGCCGCCUGGCUUUCCAAUGGAUUACUGCCUUUACUGUUUUUGGCUAUCUUACACUAAAUUAGUAAAGUAACAGAUGGUGUUCCAUAGCGUUGUGCCUAUGUGAAGUUGCCUAAUUCAAUAACAGUUAUUUGGAUGUGCUUCAUAAUGAUUUAAUCAUACUUUUCCAGUGAUGGAGCAGUAUCCUCAGCUAAAUUUGAGCCUUAAAAAUUUGUGCAGAUAUGCAAUGACAGGACAGUUGACUCAGAAAAGUGAUGUGUAUAGUUUUGGGGUUGUUCUAUUAGAGCUUCUGACUGGACGAAAACCUGUUGAUCAUACCAUGCCUCGUGGACAGCAGAGUCUUGUUACUUGGGCUACUCCUAGACUGAGCGAAGAUAAAGUUAAACAAUGUGUGGAUCCAAGGCUUAAGGGAGAAUAUCCUCCAAAAGGAGUUGCAAAGAUGGCUGCUGUAGCAGCAUUAUGUGUGCAGUAUGAAGCUGAGUUCCGACCAAAUAUGAGUAUUGUUGUCAAAGCUCUCCAGCCACUUCUGAAGCCACCUGUGGCAGCUCCCGAGAUCUAGGACAAUUAAGUUUGGUUGCCUUUUGUGAAUUGCUUCAACGUUUGCACAGUUUGGGUUCAUUUGUGAGUGGAUUUCGUUGGGGGCUUACAUUUAUUUUUUGAUUCUUUGCAUUUUGGACUAGAUGUGAAGCGUUUGAUUGGCCUCUCUUUCUCCAGUUUGUUAAGUCUUCUACUGAUAUUGGAUUUGAUGCUAUAGCCUUUUAAAUCACAAUUGGGUUGUUUGGUGGGAAUUUUUUUUUUUUGAGAAAUAUCUGUUUGCUUUCUGCUUCCUGAGAUUUACCAAUUUGGCAAUGGACUUCCAUUGAAUAAAGAC
This is a messenger RNA of Ilex paraguariensis (yerba mate), 1231 nucleotides long. Lineage: Eukaryota; Viridiplantae; Streptophyta; Magnoliopsida; Aquifoliales; Aquifoliaceae. The record is from the annotation of a GenBank genome assembly.